Pomacea canaliculata is the source of this 2091-nucleotide messenger RNA. RefSeq names its product transmembrane protein 53-like. The record is from RefSeq and is a predicted model, not a curated record. The transcript is spliced from 2 exons. Lineage: Eukaryota; Metazoa; Mollusca; Gastropoda; Architaenioglossa; Ampullariidae. The coding region runs from base 112 to 1008 and encodes 298 amino acids.
AAUGUGCCAACGGUCCUGGCGGAAAGGGCAAGGCCACUAGCAGACGGUUUCCUGGCGAGGCAACGUUCCAUCACAUCGGUCUAAACACCAGGACUGUCUCGCUAAGCGGUCAUGUCAGAACCACCACUGAAAUAUUCCAUCUCUUUCCCAGAUCGCGAUAAGCUAGCUGGCGAAGAGGAUGAGGGAAAUUCUUUUGAAAUAAUCGGCAAGUGUAUUGGUGAAGGUCGAACACCCGUUGUCGUCUUGCUGGGAUGGGCAGGAUGUAAUGACCGACACCUUUCUAAAUACAGUGCUAUUUACGAAAAGGAGGGGUAUAUCACCUUAGGAUUCAUUAUUCCAGCGCCUGUGCUAUUUUUCCAAUCAUAUAAACUCCAUGAUAUAGCAAAAGGUCUAAUGGACGUUAUAAUCAACAACAACAUUGCUGAUAACCCCAUCAUCUUCCACAUCUUCAGCAAUGGAGGAAGUAUGGUGUACACCAGUUUGUCCGCCUUGCUUAACUCACCAGAAUCCCCAUACCAAGGCCGCCUGUGUAUACGUGGAAUUAUAGUUGACAGUGCCCCCGGUAAAUCUCGUGUCUUCAAUGCAGUUCGUGCUUUCAUGUCUACCCUAUCAUCAAACUUCAUCCUACGAUACAUUCUGGGCCUGUGUCUUCUGAUCUAUCUCCUGCUGAAUCGCUUGGUCAAUCUUUUGCUACCCUUGGAAACAGUACUUGGCAAAGGAUUCCGUGUGUAUGAAAAGAUGUGUCUGGACAAAACUCAAUGUCCCCAGCUCUUUCUCUAUUCCAAAGCAGACACCGUCAUCAUGGCUGCUGAUGUAGAGGAAGUCAUCGCCAGACGUAAAGAUCAGGGUGUUGAUGUCAAGUCCUUGUGCUGGGAGGAAUCAGCCCACGUGGCUCACUUUCGUGCAAACCCAGAGUUGUACACUAAAACAUGCCUAGAGUUUGCCGCAGAAUGUUUUAAGAACAACAAAAAUAGUCCUUCACUCCUUGCUGGCUGGAAUAAAAUGUGAGCUGGUCUUCCCGUUGACUAGCCAUCUUUUGAGGUGGUAUGUAUCCCAGGCAGUAUUUGCCCAAGACAGCUAUUAAUCUAGUUGGGUUUUUGUCGUAUUAACAGAUCAUAAGACUGUUAUAUCUGAUUAAGCUUGGCAAAUUUUAUCAACAACUUUAACAACAUAUAAACCAAAAUGUUUAUGAUUAGCCUGUGGAUUACUAAUAUAAACCUUUUGGGUAUGUUCUGUUUUAUACUAUGAGAAAAGGUUUUUUUUUAAUAACACAGUUGUUACCUCUCAGCAGUCAUAAAAGAAUGUUAUACAAUAACAGCAGUAAGUGGACUUAUGAUUCCAUAGCAGGUUUCUCAUUCUUGCAAGUCAUGUGUAAGGCAAAUAACAUCAACUGUCACACACAACAAUAGAUGGUAUAACUCAGCAUAAGAGUUUUUGCACAGAACUGAUUGUCGCUGUAAACAAUUGCCAGAUACUAUGUUUAAUGACAAGUAAUGUCAAGUAAAGCAGUUGAUUCUAAAGAUGGCUGAAAAUGCAGUCAGAUUGAGCUAGUCAGACAACAUUGAUACUCUACUCCUUGUUACAUUGUGUAAGUUAUUGUGUAUGUAUACAACAAUAGCAAUAUACUUGUCAUAUAACGUAAGCAUUUGUAUAUUUGUGUGUGUAGUACAUGUGUGUGUGUGAGAGAGAGAGGUGUGUGUGUGUGUGCAUGUUUGAAUAAUCACUGAGUGGAGGAAAAUAGGAAUAAGAAAGAAAAAAAGGAUCUUUUUAUUGUCUUGAUUUGCAUCUAUAUUCAUAAUGCAGUGUGCAUACAUCUUAAAUAAAAUCAGUUCUUUGACUGGUACAUGUCAUCAUUUAUGUUGAGAUUUGCAUCAUAAAUAAGCACUCAUAUCCCUUUUAUUUUUUUAUCUGUCUACUUAACAUUGCAUGGAGAUUAUUAAAACAUGGCAACAGUUUUUAUACAUGCAUGUUUAACUACUCAUCAGUGGUCCAGAUUUGUUUUUAACAAGAAUAAAUGGGUGGUAUAUUUUACUGUAAUUUGGUUUUAUCAUGAGCUUUUAUGCAGUGCCAUUAAACAGACCUUGCUUUACC